This is a messenger RNA of Zingiber officinale, 2261 nucleotides long. Its product is annotated as sulfate transporter 3.1-like. The coding region runs from base 41 to 2083 and encodes 680 amino acids. Gene Ontology annotation, biological process: transmembrane transport. Lineage: Eukaryota; Viridiplantae; Streptophyta; Magnoliopsida; Zingiberales; Zingiberaceae. The record is from RefSeq and is a predicted model, not a curated record. The transcript has 11 exons. Gene Ontology annotation, cellular component: membrane.
CAUCCCCUGCAUCACGUGCUUCCUCUGCUCUCCCCUCGCCAUGGGAAUAACAGAGCAUCCCGGCGCCGUCUUCCCUUCAGCCACCGCCAUUCCCUCGCCGGAAUUCCCGCGCCGGGUGCCUGUUCCCCCACAUCGUCCUUUUGCAGAGGCACUGGGGGCCAACUUGAAAGAAACUUUCUUCCCCGACGACCCCCUGCGGCAGUUGCGGCAGGCUCGCGGACCGCGGAGGCGCCUGCUGGCCGUUUUAGCCUACCUCUUCCCGGUCCUAAAUUGGGCCCCCAGUUACGACUUGUCCCUCUUCCGGUCCGACCUCGUCGCCGGAAUUACCAUCGCCAGCCUCGCCAUCCCGCAGGGGAUCAGCUACGCCAAGCUCGCCAACCUGCCGGCGGUGAUGGGCUUAUAUUCGAGCUUCGUGCCGCCGCUGGUGUACGCGAUGAUGGGGAGCUCGAAGGACCUGGCGGUGGGGACGGUGGCGGUGGCCUCUCUGCUCACCGCGUCGAUGCUCGGGAAGGAGGUCUCGCCGGCGCAGUACCCGACGCUGUAUAUGCACUUGGCCUUCACCGCCACCUUCUUCGCUGGCGUCUUGCAAGCUUCCCUCGGCCUCUUGAGGUUAGGGUUCAUAGUCGACUUCCUCUCCCAUGCAACCAUUGUAGGGUUCAUGGCGGGAGCUGCAACAGUGGUGUGCCUUCAACAGCUCAAGGGCAUGCUCGGCCUCCCACACUUCACCACAGCAACUGACCUCGUCUCUGUCAUGGAAUCUGUCUUCUCACAAACCCACCAGUGGAGGUGGGAAAGUGUGGUUCUUGGCUGCUGCUUCCUCUUCUUCCUCCUCCUCACACGUUAUCUCAGCAAGAAAGGCCAAAAAUUCUUUUGGAUAUCGGCGGCAGCACCAUUGACUUCAGUUAUACUCGGAAGCCUUCUUGUGUAUCUCACUCAUGCAGAAAACCAUGGUGUCCAAGUGAUCGGGCAUCUGACGAAGGGAAUAAAUCCACUGUCAGUAAGCAACUUAGUGUUCACAGGGCCAUACAUGAUGGUAGCUCUAAAGACUGGUUUCAUUACCGGCAUCAUUGCUCUUGCGGAAGGGAUAGCCGUCGGAAGGAGUUUUGCCAUGUUCAAGAACUAUCAUAUUGACGGAAACAAUGAGAUGAUUGCAUUUGGUACGAUGAACAUUGUUGGAUCUUUGACAUCGUGCUAUCUAACGACCGGGCCGUUCUCGAGGUCAGCAGUGAACUACAAUGCCGGUUGUAAAACCGCAAUGUCGAACGUAGUGAUGGCUAUCGCGGUGAUGAUCACUUUGUUGUUCCUAACGCCUUUGUUCCACUACACUCCUUUGGUCGUCCUCUCCGCCAUUAUCAUCGCCGCCAUGGUCGGCCUUAUCAACUACGAGGCCGCCGUUCACUUGUGGCAAGUGGACAAGAUCGACUUUUGUGUUUGCAUGGGGGCUUACUUAGGGGUUGUCCUUGGGAGCGUCGAGAUUGGACUAGUCCUUGCAGUCGUGAUAUCCCUUCUUAGGGUUCUAUUAUUUGUUGCAAGGCCAAGGACGACUGCCCUUGGAAAUCUUCCAAACUCCAUGACCUACCGACGAAUGGAUCAGUAUUCGACGGCACAGAGCGUCGCCGGCGUGCUCAUCCUUCGGGUCGAUGCCCCGAUAUACUUUGCUAAUGCAAGCUACUUGAGGGAGAGGAUAUCAAGGUGGAUUGAUGAAGAGGAAGAGAAGUUACAAUCCAAUGGAGAGACAAACUUAGAAUAUGUGAUAUUAGACUUGGGAGCUGUUGGAAGUAUCGACACGAGCGGAAUCGGCCUGCUGGAAGAGCUGAAGAAGAGUUUGGAAAGAAGAUGCCUUCAGAUGGUGCUUGCAAACCCCGGGAGCGAGGUGAUGAAGAAGCUGGACAAGUCGAAGGUGCUCGAAGCGAUCGGGCAGCAGUGGAUCUUCCUCACCGUGGCUGAGGCUGUUGCUGCAUGCAAUUUUAUGCUGCAUGCAUGCAAACCUGCAGCUUCCAAUGGUGCUAAUUCCAUUGCAGACGUUACUGCUACAACUGACCACCAAGUAAUUAUGCAUGAUGAUCAUGACAAUAUUGUAUGAGGACCAAUUGAUAUCAAUAUUAUUGUUGAUAUAAUAUAAUAAUAGAUUAUGAAUAUAGAUUUUAUGAUCAUGAUCUCUCAUGAUUAACUAUGAGGGAUAAACACUGAUCAAACUUGUAGUUUUGAGUUCUCCGAUCAACAAUUGACAUAUAUAUUAUGGGCUGUUGGAGGUUACCUCA